UGACCAAGUUACGAACGAACCAUCGAGCAAGCAACAUGCAAGCCCAAUACAUCGCCAUCCUCCUGGCCGCCAUGGCCAUCGGCUCCUCCUCCGCGAAUCCCACCCUGGUCUCGGGACCCUCGAAGAUGUUCGAGAUCAUGAGUGCCACCAGCGAGAUGCAGCGCAACAAUCCUGCCCUGGCCUCCGCCUGCUUCGGUUACUACCAGGGCGUCUUCGACGACGACUAUGCGGCCUAUCAGGUGGAGUACAACCAGUGCUCCAGCAAGUUCGAUUCGGGCAAGAGCGGUACCCUGGAGCGCUACGAAUCCUAUGUCUGGUCACUGAGCAACACUACAUAUGAUUCCUGCAAGUUCCUGCUCGAAUGCGACCAGAAUAGCAACAGUCUGGACUCCCUCAACUGCUACUCCGCUCAGGGCACCAAUCACUCCACGGUGGCCACUAACAUCUCCCACGAGGCCUCGGUCUACAUCGGUGCUUUGAUGCAGGAAAUCUCCCUCUACGAGUUCGCCCGCGAUGCCUGCUUCACCGAAUGCGGUCACACCUACGAGACUCGCUCUGCCAAGUCCUAUGUGGAGUUCCAGGACUGCCUGGCUGGCAAAUCUGCUGUGCCGGAGGAACCUGUUGCUCAGGCUGCAAUCCAGCUAACAGCCGAAGUGGAGAGCAGCCAGAAGCAGGGUUAUGCCAAGAAGCUGGAAAACCUCUUCAAGCAUCAUCCUUAAAAAACUAGGGUUUCAUGAAUAAUGUUCAGUUAUUGUACAUUUUCAUAUAUUUUUUUCUUAUUGAAACAUGUAAAUAAAACUUGAAUAUAUACAAAAAAA
Molecule: messenger RNA, 818 nt
Organism: Drosophila kikkawai
Lineage: Eukaryota; Metazoa; Arthropoda; Insecta; Diptera; Drosophilidae
Source: RefSeq, a predicted model, not a curated record